Molecule: messenger RNA, 1197 nt
Organism: Asparagus officinalis (garden asparagus)
Lineage: Eukaryota; Viridiplantae; Streptophyta; Magnoliopsida; Asparagales; Asparagaceae
Exons: 3
Coding region: 1-1197 (398 amino acids)
Source: RefSeq, a predicted model, not a curated record
AUGAGGAUAGUUUCGGACAAAUCAUGGAUCGAUAUUCCUCGUAUUGAUAGAUGGAGAGAUAGUCAAUAUAAAGAUGGAAUAAAUCAAUUCAUACAGUAUGCCUUGGCAGACCGACGAAAGUUAAAUAGUGAUGUCGUGUAUUGUCCCUGCUGUUGGUGUAAAAAUAGGGCGUUGGUGGAUAAAAGUGAUUUACAGAAACACUUAAUAUCAGGAUUCCAUGAGGAGUACAAAUAUUGGACGUUUCAUGGGGAAGGAUGUCUUGAAGAAAUGGAACUGAUAGCGGAUACCGAUCAAUCUGAUUAUGCCGAGGAUGCUGACGAGUCAGGAAAUGCUGGAGGCAUGACUGAUCAUGAGGAGCUGGCGCAGAUAAUAAAAUUAAUAGACGAUAAUGAAAACGAUCUGUACGAGGGUUGCACCGAGUUCACCAGGUUAUCAUUUAUACUGCGUCUUUUGCGUAUAAAGUCUCUUAACGGAAUGGCAGAUAAAUAUUUUAAUAUGUUGCUUGUGUUGCUGAGAAAAGUCAUUCCAAAUGGAAAAGAUAGCAUACCAGAAAAUUAUGAUAAUGCAAAGAAGAUUGUUUCUGUUAUAGGACUUGAUUACAAUAAAAUCGACGCAUGCCCUAAUGAUUGUAUCCUUUACUAUAAAGAUAACAAAGAUCUUCAGGAGUGUCCAACUUGUGGAGUAUCACGGUGGGUACAACGCAAAAAUUAUUCAACACAUGGGACAACAAGGUCUAUGCUUAAGCAAAAGAAGAUUCCAGCAAAGGUCCUGCGUCAUUUUCCCUUAAUACCAAGGCUAAAACGGUUGUAUAUGAAUAAAGACACUGCUAAGCAAAUGAGGUGGCACAUGGAAGAACGUACUAAUGAUGGUAAAAUCAGACAUCCGGCUGAUGCAGAGGCGUGGAAGCAUAUGGAUAGAACUUUUCCUUGGUUUGCGAAUGAGUGUAGGAAUGUUAGACUAGGUUUGUCUAGCGACGGAUUCAAUCCAUUUGGGAUAAUGAGUUCUGGUUGGUCUACAUGGCCUGUGUCAAAAAUGUCAAUUUUUAGGUUUACAAGAAGUGGGACCUCGCUGUUUUACAGCUACAAUUUCUGCAAGGCAGCUAGAUGUGUUGAGAAAACACCAACUGAAUGUAUAGAAUAUAGUUUGAUGGAAGGUACAUAUUCUAAUUCAUAUUCCUUGACAGCCAUUGCUGCAUAA